GCAGCGCCGCGGAGACCCCGAGCUACGGUUGUGUGUCAGUUUCGCUGGGAGCCGCGGUCGGUGCCGGUGAGGAGGGGGAUGGGCGCCGCUGCAAAUGUUAAGGACCUGGAUAGAAUCACAGCCUUGUAACACACAGAGCUGUACCUACCCCAUAUAAAUAUCGAGCAUAAUUGGUGUAAAACAACAUCAUAAAUGGAUGCAGCCUGUAGGGAUUCAAAAUAUCAUUCGAAGGAAGUGCAAUGGCCCCAACAGGAGAGGGUAUGAAACUUUCACCCUUUGCGUAAGGGACACUGAGAAGUUUGGAAGGUACCCAGGAGAGGGAGCUGCCUCUCGGCUUACGGCGUGCAGGAAAAGCCGAGGUCGCAAGAAGAGGCCUCGUACACUCCUUCGCCUUGAUGUGGGAAUAUUUAAACACGAUCACUUGUCAGAAUAGGAUAUUUCAUUUGAACUGAGUUGGAAUGACGGGCUGGGUUUCCUGAUGUGCGUACGGUGCUGUGAGUGGCAUUGCGGCGCCCCACCUCUGGAGUGGUCUGUCGCUGCCAUCCGGACCUCGUGAUUCCCUCUUCCCUCCCUUCCCCUCCUCUCCUCCUUUCCCCCUGUCCCUCCAUCCCUAUCCCCCCCUCCCUCCCCCUUUUCCCCCUCCCCCGCGGCGCUGUGCUUGAAGUCAUGAGCAUAGCAAUCGCACUGGGAGUCACCACACCUGAGACACCAUACACAGACAUGGCCGCCGGAUCAGAUCCUGAGUCAGUGGAAGCGAGCCCUGCAGUGAAUGAGAAGACAUACUCUAACCACAGCUGUGGGAGCGCACAGAAUCAUGGCUACCGCGGCCUACCUUAUGCUAUGCAACAGUCUUCCGUUGUGUGUUGUCAGGAUCAUAACUAUGGAGCGCCGCCCCCUCCUACCCCUCCUGCCUCCCCGCUCUCUCAGACCAUCAUUCCUCGCCUGGAACUUAACGGUGCCCUGGGCCGUCCCCGACCGCGUUUUCAUGACAAUGACCCUGACAACUCAGCCGACAGCGAGAGCUCAUCUGAGGAGGAAGAGGGUGCCGUUCCGGCAGGCUGGUGCCAGUGCCGCCUCAUGUCGGACGGCUACCUCAUCAAAUGUGAGAGCUGCAGGGGUCUGGAUAGGAGGAAAGGGCUGGAUGGACAGCGUCGGAAAGCAGACAAUGUGUCAGGAGAGAGCAGCGCUACAGAAAGUGGAGAUGAGGAGGUGUCUGCUGCCACAGUGUCAUACACAGCCACUCAGCACACACCCACCAGCAUCACCCUCACCGUCAACCGAGUCAAACGCAGCAAAGCCAAAAAGAGGAAGAAGAGCACUGAGAAAUCACGAGCUACCCCUAAAGCAAAAAAGGUCAAGGCCUUUAGAGAAGGUUCCAGAAAAUCCUUGAGAAUGAAGAACUCAACGAGCGAGGCAAAUGUGUUGGAUGAGAACACAGCUGAGGGCUGGGAAACGCGUAUCCGUCAGUGGACUGACCAGUACGAGGAGGCCCUGGCCAAUCAGUACAGCGCUGAUGUUCAAAUGCUCCUUCAACUCCACCACUCUGCUAACAAGAACUCGCAGAGCCCAUCAGCACUCACCAUGGACACCAUAAAUCGCACAGAGCUGGCCUGCAACAACACCGUGCUCAGCUCUCAGAUGCAGUUACAGUUGGGUCGUGUAACGCGUGUCCAAAAACACCGGAAGAUCCUGCGAGCAGCGCGUGACUUGGAGUUUGACACGCUUAUCAUUGAGUACAGAGGCAAAGUCAUGCUUAAACAGCAGUUCGAAGUCAAUGGUCACUUCUUCAAAAAGCCGUACCCAUUUGUGCUGUUCUACUCGAAGUUUAAUGAGACAGAGAUGUGUGUGGAUGCUCGGACAUUUGGAAAUGAUGCUCGCUUCAUCAGGAGAUCCUGUACGCCCAAUGCUGAGGUACGACACAUGAUUGCAGAGGGUAUGAUUCAUUUGUGUAUCUAUGCCGUAACACGGAUUUCAAAAGACUCUGAGGUUACAAUCGGCUUUGACUACGAGUUUAACAGCUGUAACUAUAAGGUGGACUGUGCAUGUCAUAAAGGCAAUCAGAACUGCCCGGUGCAGAAACAUAACCAGAGCCCAUCAGAGUCUAUGCUGCCUCCAACACAGCACCCACUGCCUACCAUGCCAGGGGCAGAGACUCGCAGAAGGCGAGCACGACGGCGAGAAUUAGAAGGGAGUGGAGGCUUUGGAGGCGUGUCUGACGAUAGCAACCACCUACUUGAUGAACAUGGGGAGGCACAAGGAGCUAGUGAUACAGAGGAGGGUCUGAUUGAUGGAAUGAAGCAAGAGGAUGGACAAGAGGAGGUAGAUGAGAAUGGAGCCCUUAUAUCAAGUAGACGGUCAAGAGAGGACCGGAAAGCUGAGGCCAUCAUGCAUGUCUUUGAGAAUUUGGAGAGGAGGCGGAAGCGUGUUUCUCAGGGCAUGGAGCGGGUUGGGUCAGAUGACACCAAACUGGAAGGAUUGGACCCGGAGGACGGUGGGUCUUCAUCUCCCAUAGUGGCCAACCCUGUUCUAAACAUGGGAGUUUGCACACGGCGGACGUCUUUUGCUCAUGACCCAGCAUCAGCAGAGUCAGAAAAGGCCCCUUCUACCCCUCUUGCUGCCCCAAAACCUCCCCCAGCUCGUUCCUCAAAACCGCGGCCCAAGAGCCGCAUUUCCCGCUAUCGUUCAGGUUCAGCCCAGCGGGCACGGAGGCAGCGGCAGGCUCUGCUGGCUCAGCAGGCAGCAGAGGCAGGGGCAGCUGGAGGAGAUGAGGGUGGUAGCGCGGCUGGCCCAGGGGAGCUGGGGCUUGGGGACGGGGCUUUAGGUCCUGGGCAACUGCUGGAUGGAGAUGGCUGUGGACUAGCUUCUGCUGGACUUGGCAACAAGGCCGGUGUCAGAUACCCCAAAACAAAAAAGUACCUAGUGACUGAGUGGUUGAAUGAUAAGCCGCCAGAGCGUGUCGAGGAACCUGUAGAACGGCCACUGCGCAUCACAACUGACCCCACCGUGCUGGCCACCACGCUCAAUAUGCUGCCAGGCCUCUCGCACUCCCCUCUCAUCUGCACCGCCCCCAAACACUACAUCCGCUUUGGCUCACCCUUUAACCCAGAGAGACGACGCCGGCCACUCACUGUUGACCCUGCAUAUGGCUCCUGCAAGAAGAGGUGGAUAAAGCAGGCGCAGGAUGAGAGCAUGUCGUCUCUUUCCAUGGAGGAUGGAACAGAGUCCAAUUCUUCACACCAAAGUAACAGCAGCAGCACCACCUCCCUUACCUCCAGACCUGAGCUGACUGCACCCUUUAAAAAGAGGAAGUCGAAGUAUGCCCCAGAGACGGUGGCCCCGCCUUCUGAACUUUUGCUGCGACCUUUGUCUCCCAUCACACCGCCACUCCCUUCAGAUCCCUCAGUCAGCUCCCUGCACCCACUCCUCACCUCCUGCUCGCUGUAUUUAGGGGCUGAGGAGGAGAGGCAGAAUGGCGCUAUGCUCCCUUACUCCCCACUCCCCUCUCUCCCCGCCAGCCGCUGCAAUACACCUCUGCAGUUUGAGAACAUCUCAUCUCCCGAGACGUCUCCUGUACACAGAUCAGAGUCUCUUUCACCAGAGCCCUGUUUGCGGCCAGACUUUGAUACGCCACGGAUCGCUACGUUUCCUGACCUUUCAAUGACCUCCAGCCUAGGCAGUCCCACACCUGUGUCUGAAGACUUUCCUCUGGUUCUCUCAGACUCUUUGUGUGUGUCUGGAGGUGUAAACUCCCUCACUCCAGGCCCGAUUUCCAACACCAGUGAUGCUUCCUUGGGUUCACGUUCGAAUGAGGCUCAGGCCCGAGAGCAGGUCUUUAGGACAGAGUUUAACCUCAUCUACACCUGCUCUCCCCUCAACGCCAACCUGUCCACUGGCCCUGUCACUGACCGGCGCCACUCACAGUCAGAGGGCAGCUUUUCUCCUGCUGAGUCCUACUUCAGUGCUGUGAGUGGCCAGGCUCUGCACGCAGAGACCGGCUCGGGUUCUCUCUCGCCCUUCCCAGAGCCUUACUUCGGGGGCAGCUACCCAGAAAGUGGAACACCACCUCAUACCAGCAACCCACCACAGAAGAAAAAGAGGGCCAUUGGAAGUGGCGUUAGUCAGCUGUCAGGCUUGCCUGGUUACCAGGCACUAACUGUAAGGGGCGAAUUCAAGCCAGGGCAGAAUAUGGUCUCUUUACUGGAGUACAGAAAGAGGAAGCAGGGGACACGGGACCACGACCCUGGAGGCAUAAUGGGUACCCCCACUCGUCCUAGCUCUCUCUGCACCAGUGCAGAAUCCCCAUGUGGGCCUCGCUCACUCCUGCAGCCCAUUGCCUCCCCACACAGUUCCUUCUCCUCUCCCGCCCACCAGGCCUUCCCACAGAUAGAGGAGGUUAGUCCUCCGGACCUCAGCUCCAGCAUGGCAAACCACUCUCAACACCCCGGCCCCCGCGCUCCAGAAUCCAGCCAGUGGAUGGUGCCAACAUCUGUAGAGAGAUUAAGAGAGGGGCAGGGAGUUUUAGAGCGUGUUUUGAGAGGCAACAUGAAAAUGGAUCGAGUUCUUAAAAGGCCUGAGGGUGGUGUGAGUGAGCACAGCAGUGGCAGAGACAAGGAUACAGAUGGAGUGGAAGGGGAUAGGUAUGAUUUCCAGAGUUCAUCUUUGGCUUCCCCCCUGAGGAGUCCCCAGAGGUACAGCCCGUCUGUCCAUCCGCAUCAGGUGCCGCCUCAAUUGUCGGAAUCCCAUCAACAUCUAGAAAGCCCCGCCUACCACCAGCAGAGCUCCUCCUCUUCUCCCUUCUGUCCUGCCUUCAGCACCUCCUCUUCACCCUCCUCUUCCUCAGUAGUUCAGGGCUACCAUCAGUCACGACUGGGCACGCCCACUUCUCUACCCCAGGAUGCACUCUCCUCAUCAGCUCCCUCUUCUUCUUCAGUAGACUCCAGACAGACAGCCCUGCACCACCACAGCAGCAGUGGAGGAAGUGCGAUGGACGUGGCGCAUCUUUACCCUGGCAGCCAUCUCAAAGCCAGCCUGUUGAACAGCACUCUGUCAGGGUCUGUUAGCCUGUCCUCCAGAGGCCAGGGGCACCCCAAAACAGACAGCAGCGCUGCCCUUUGCAGCCAGCCUUCACAUGGAUCCAGACUAGCCCAGCCUGCGACAGUGCGAAGCCUAAAACCAGGCAGCCCGGGGCAGGCAGUGCUGCAGGCCAGCUCCAGGCUUCUCUCGGCCUCUGGCACGCAGCAUUACCCGCAGCGACAUUUACAGCAGCCCCCUAUGCAGGGAUCAGGGGUACGGACACAAUCCGGGACCUACUAGGACCCUAAGCAUGUUUGUGUGAGUGUGUGAAUGGGUAAGACUGUGUUUGUGUGUGUGUGUCUGUCACCAUCCCCACCUCCAAACCUGUGGAAGACUCUGGGUUAGGGCAAGGGAUUUGAUGUACAGACCUGAGGAGGACGGACUCCACCUCUUAUAACGAUCAUUUUCUAUUCUUACUUUCUCUUUUCCUUUUUUUUCUGUUUUCUUUUUUCUCUUUCACCAAAAAAACUGCAUUUCUGCAUUGUUCAUGUAGUCUAAUGUGGACGUCACUAUGAUCUUGGAAUCAGUGGAAAUUAAACAGCACCUAGAAAUCUGUGAGGAAUCCAGAUUAAAAUCAUGUAAUUUUAAAAUUGAUCCAGGUUCUUUUAAGACAUGUAAAGUUGAAAAAAAUGUGUAGAUUGAUUCAGACACCUGAACGCUGAAGUAAUUCUAAAAAAAAAGCCCGGCUAAUGAUUUACAACCAAAUUGUAUCCUCUUAGAUCAGCUAGAGCUUUUGGUGCUUUUCAGUUUGCUCUUUCAGUCCGAUCUGUCCACUGGACUAUCCACAGAUUUUUUUUUUUUUUAAUUAUUAAUAUUAUUAUUAUUUUUUUUCCCCCUUUUAAGAGAAGAGUUCGUUAGUUUCAUCCGUUAGAGCUUUUUUGGAAAAAUCCAUUUACUCAGCGCCCGUUCCUCUUAAUCAUUCCAUUCAAAUAAAGUCAGUCAACUUGUCAAUCGCUAGUUUUCUAGGAGACACAAGUGGGUCAGAUUGGCCCUUUGCAGUUUUCGUUUGUAGUCUCUUUAAAUAAAUCUUCUGGUUUUUGUUUAGUUUUUGUUGGUGGUCUCUCCACAUCUGUAGACUCACUCUGUAAUACUUGACAACCACAGAUCUUAUGGUGCUGCAGUUAGCUCAGUUUUUUGUUUGAACUGAUUUUAGGGUUGUUUGAAACCCGGUGUCAUGUUUUCCCACUAUCAGCCUGUUCUAAGAUAUGGUUGUCAUAUGGGACUGGUUUUAUUUUCAUUUUGUUUGAAAUGGGGUUAUAGUAAUUGUUGUGAAAACCUUGGUGACUAGGAAUGCACAGGACUGUUUUGAAACGUAAGCUGCAGAAAUAUUGUUUUUACUCCGUUAUAGGAUUUGUUCCCCAAACAGUUUUUGAAUCCUGCAGGAUUUUUUUAUUUUGAUAUUGUUGAGAAUUUAUUUUUCUCUCCCUUUGACCAAUCCUUGCAUUCCGCACGCCACUGAAGGGAAGGCGAGAGGAAACGUGGCUGAAUGGUUUGAUUAGGAGAAAAAACAAAAUCGAAAAGAUAGCUGCUGGGGUCUCAUACUAAGUAUUUUUUAAUGCAAAGUGCUGCUUUCAGAAGUGUCUGUUUUCUGACAGAAUGCUGUACUUUUGUCUGUUGUCCGAUAUUCGUCACACAGUGAUGUCACAAAGUUGUGCCAUGGUGACCAGCGGAGUGGACCUGAAUAUCACACGAAAAUGUAACAGAAAUGUCUGUUGCAUUUUGGGAACUGUAGUAUUUGUCUUGGUUGUCUGUUGGGUGGACCUGAGACGGACUAAAUCUGCAGUUUCCUGGAAAUAAACAAAAAGGGUUUUUGUUUGUUUAUAUAUAUUUUUUCUUCUUUGGUCACAGGACCUUGCAGAGAUGGGGGUGCAGGCAGGUUCAUUUUAUCACCUUCUAGGACACAUUUUGACCUUUUUCUGUCAAAGAGUUCCCCUUCGCCAUUUAUGAAAAGACACGAGGGUACUCACUGAUUAACAUGAAUGUUUGUCUUUCACAGAAGACUUCAGAGGAAAAAAAAACUACAUGACCCGAAAUUUACCAGCACCUUAAUUACAGAAGAAAAAAUGUUAACAACCAAGAAAAUUCAUUUAUGUAUGAUCAUGUGUACUUGCAUAAAAAAAUGUGUUAUAUACUGUUCCAAAAAAUAUAUAGUACACUAAAUUUGCCGCAUGAUAUUUCCUUUUUGGGUUUGUGUUAACAGUUGAAAGUGUGCAGUUGGUUCUGGGAUUAAAGGUUUAUUCUUCAUUUCCAGGUCUCCAGGGGGGGAAACUGGACACUUUAAAAGAAAAAAGUUUAAAAUAUUAUCUCUGUUUUGUUGUAUUUUAUUUUUUACACAAAGCAGUUUGGACCCCUCCUCCUCUUCUAAAAGACAGAAAGCGGAAAGAUGUAAUGCAUUUUGAUAAUAAAAUACUCAUGACAAUGUA
Astyanax mexicanus (Mexican tetra) is the source of this 7496-nucleotide messenger RNA. It is a transcript of the gene setd5, whose product is annotated as SET domain containing 5. The record is from RefSeq and is a predicted model, not a curated record. Gene Ontology annotation, molecular function: protein binding. The transcript is spliced from 25 exons. Bases 667 to 5313 code for a protein of 1548 amino acids. Lineage: Eukaryota; Metazoa; Chordata; Actinopteri; Characiformes; Acestrorhamphidae.